This is a messenger RNA of Populus trichocarpa (black cottonwood), 2000 nucleotides long. RefSeq names its product disease resistance-like protein DSC1. Gene Ontology annotation, biological process: defense response. Gene Ontology annotation, molecular function: ADP binding. Lineage: Eukaryota; Viridiplantae; Streptophyta; Magnoliopsida; Malpighiales; Salicaceae. The record is from RefSeq and is a predicted model, not a curated record.
UAGAAAAGUACGUGGCAUUGACAUUUGACUCUCCCAAGUCUUCUUUGCGUAUCCAUUUUCCAUGGAAAAGAUCAUCUUGUGACGUUCUCGGUCUCUUGUUGGAAACAAGAAUCAGUGUUGUUUUUCUUCUAGGUUUCUUGGCUGACUGAAAUAUCAAACAAGAAAGUUGCUGCCGAACCCCUCUUACUGUCUUUCCUGUAUCCACUCUGCAAGUCCAAACUCUUUUCUUCUUUCCACUUUGUAGUAUUCAAAUUGAUGCUACCGUUAGUUUUAAGGCCUGAGCCCAAACUUGUAAGUGAGAUUGUGCAAUUCAUUUUGAAAAAAUUGAACCACACAUCAUUAGGUGACUCUAAGGGCCUAGUUGGGAUAGAUUCACGCAUUGAACGACUCAAAACACUUUUAUGCAUUAGAUCAUCUGAAGCUCGCAUAAUCGGAAUAUGGGGCGUGGGUGGUAUAGGUAAGACAACCAUUGCUGAAGCUGUUUUCAACAGUAUUUCAAGUCAAAAUGAAAGCUGCUGUUUUAUUACCAAUGUAAGAGAGAAAUCGGAAGAAUGCGGUGGGUUGAUUCGCUUGCGAGAGGAAUUCCUUUCCAGAGUAUUAGAGCAGGAAAAUCUACGUAUUGACACUCCACGCAUGGGAUCAACUUUAAUCAAGGAAAGGAUCCGGCACAAAAAGUGAACUGUUCUAGAUGAUGUGAAUGAUGUCGAACAAGUGGAAUGUUUAAUUGAAAGGCAUGAUAUGUUUGGUCCAGGAAGUAGAAUUCUUGUAACGUCCAGAGAUAGACAAGUGCUUAAGAAUGUGGCUGAUGAAAUUGAGGAAUUAAAUUGCAGUGAAGCUCGUCAACUCUUCAGUCUGUCUGUCUUCAAAGGUAACCACAUUCCAAAAGAUUAUAUGGGCCUAUCAAUCAGGGCAGUAAAUUAUGCUAAAGGAAACCCAUUGGCUCUUAAAGUUUUGGGUUCCUUUCUAUUUGACCAAAGGAAAGAGGACUGGGAAAAUGCAUUGAAUAAACUUGAAAGAAAUCCUCAGCUGAAAAUUUAUAAUAUGUUGAAAGUAAGUUUUGUUGCACUUGGUGAUGAAGAGAAGAACAAAUUUCUUGAUAUUGCGUGUUUCUUUAAAGGGAAGCAAAUUGAUUACGUGAAGAGAAUACUGGAUGGUUGUGGUUUCUCAACAAAUAUUGGAGUUUUUUGGCUUGCUGAAAGGUGCCUCAUUACUAUUUCAAAUGGAAAGCUUGAAAUGCAUGAUCUGGUGCAAGAAGUGGCUUUUGAAAUUGUCCGACAAGAAUCCAUAGAAGAACUGGGAAAACGUAGUAGGUUAUGGAGUCCUAGGGAUGUCAAUCAAGUUUUGACAAAAAAUCUGGGAACUGAAAAGGUUGAAGGGAUAUUCUUUGACACCUCUAAAAUAAAAGAAAUCAAGUUAAGCUCUAAAGCUUUUGCGCGGAUGUAUAAUCUUAGAUUGCUCAAAAUUUAUAAUUCUGAAGUUGGAAAGAACUGUACACUGUACCUUCCUAAUGGUCUCAAAUCACUUUCUGAUGAGUUGAGGUAUCUCCAUUGGGAUGGAUACCCUCUGAAAUCUUUGCCAUCCAAUUUUCAUCUAGAGAACCUCGUUGAACUUAACCUAUCACACAGCAAGGUUCGAGAACUUUGGAAGGGGGACCAGGUAUGGUUUAGUCACUACACAGAAUCUUGUGAAUUUUAAAAUGUACAGAUACUAUUUUUUUUUGUUAUCAAUGCUAUGAUGGUGCAAAAUCUUGUGAAUUAACAGAGGUCAACCUUAGUAAUUGUGAGCAUCUAACUGCAAUUCCAGACCUAUCAAAGGCUAAAAAUCUUGAGAGAUUGAAUCUUCAAUUUUGUACAACUCUGAAAGUGGUUCUCUCAUCUAUUCAAUUUCUAGAGAAGCUUGUUGAUUUGGAUCUGAGAUGCUGCACAAGCCUUUCGAGUCUUCCAAGAAUCAUUAAAUCGAAAAAUCUCACUCUUAACCUCUCUGGCUGCUGAAAUCUCAAG